Schistocerca cancellata (South American locust) is the source of this 4161-nucleotide messenger RNA. RefSeq names its product rho GTPase-activating protein 12-like. The transcript has 14 exons. Bases 556 to 3843 code for a protein of 1095 amino acids. Lineage: Eukaryota; Metazoa; Arthropoda; Insecta; Orthoptera; Acrididae. Gene Ontology annotation, molecular function: protein binding. Gene Ontology annotation, biological process: signal transduction; regulation of GTPase activity. Gene Ontology annotation, cellular component: cytoplasm. The record is from RefSeq and is a predicted model, not a curated record.
AACUUACCCAGGUCUUCCGUAUGAUUAUGCUACUAGAUUUGUACAUGUUCUACCUGGGCUUCUUAGGUUCCUUGUUUUAUUUAUAUGUAAAUGACAGCGUUGGUUUGAGGGAUGUUUGCACAUGGAUAACUUGAUAGCAAUCAUGUUGUUGCGUUCAUAGUACUCGAAGAAACCGCUAAUACCUGCCAUUAACGCAACAAGGGUCGUCAUGAACUAACGUCGUUGCAUUUCACUCGCUACUCAGUAUUCACAGGUGUAGUGGCAGGUGGUUGAGGGAAGUGGCGUGAAGCUGUUAAACGAAGUUGCUAAUGUACAAGUAACAAACUAUGUAAUUUUUAAGUGAAUUGUUCGGUACUGUGCGAAGAACUGAAAGGUUAUGUCAUAUAAAACGUUUGAAAAUGUAGUGAUGCGGACAUUUGGAGACACUGAAUAAGGGUGAAAAUGCCUCGAAAGAAGUGGAAAAUGGGUUUCACCAUCAUAACACUGUAAAAAAUAGGUGGUGUACGCUUCAGUUUGCGUAACUAUGAGCAAUGGACAAAGAGCGUUUGUGAAAACAUGGAUUUCAGGGAUGUGCACCUACGAGUCUUAUAUAGCUUUAAUUAUGAAACUAAGGGUGGUAGAAAAAUAUCAAUUAAUGAAGGGGAAAAGUUAUUUUUGAUUAGAAAAACCAAUGCUGAUUGGUGGCAGGUCAUAAGAAAUUCAUCUGAAAGACCGUUUUUUGUUCCUGCUUCAUAUGUUGAGGAAAUAAAAUAUGAUGAGAACAAGAAAGACAGCAGUAAGUCACUUGUUUGUACAAGUAAGAAAAAAGGUGUUGGUCCUCACACUGUUUCAGACAAUGCUGGUGUACUUAAUGACAUGGAUAUGUUGGAAGCAACAGUCUCUGUGGCACGCACUAAAAAAACAUUUGAUAAGCCAAUGAGCUACAAACAACAAGCAGUUCACAAUGAACUAUCAUCACUUAAUAAAAGAAUCAGUUCUGAAAAAUGGAGGCUUUGGGCUGCAGAAGAACUUGUUUCAGAGCUGGCAAGCACUGCUUCAUUACACUCAGUGGAUAACACUACAUACAGCAAUGAAACAUUUCAAAGAAUGACUUCAGAGCAGCCUAAUCUACAGACUGAGCUAGAUAGCUGUUCAGAUCCCUUAUCUCUCACAGAUAAGGGGAGUGGUUGUGAUCAUAAAGCAAACAUACCUGCUGCUUCUUGCUCAGAGCAAUUAUCAGUUCCUAACAAGAAAGGGAGUAUUCAGAGCUUUUGCAGUGCUACAGGUGGUGGAAAAUUGCAAGCUGAAUUGCUAUGGGCAACUACUGAAAAAGCACUCUCAAAUAAACUAAUUUGUGACACUAAAAAAUUUGAAGAUAGUUGUAAAUCAAAAAAUGCUGAGAAACGUGCAGCCCUUUGUAAGACUGAUAGCAAGGAUAUUGCAGUGAUCCCAGAAAAACAGGCAGUUGCUCUGUUAUCUAGUACAAAGAGUUCUAGGUCCUUGGGAGAAAAGUUAUGUGGCAGCUGUGUAGAACUCGAAAAUCAUCCAUACAACCCUGGAGAUAUUGUGGGAGGUUUCAAAGACCCUGGUCAGUGCAGUGUGCAUACUGACAUGUUCAGUAAAAUGAAAAGUAAGUUGAAAUAUUCUGCUAGUUUUAAAACAAAACGAGAGCUGCAGAAGCUUUCAGAAAAACGUGAGGGAAAUUCUGUACUUUCUUCUUCAUGGGACAAACUUGAGGCUGCUGGUCAAUCGACUAAUGAUAUUUUGACAAAUGUUGAUAAUGGUAUUAGUUCGUCUGCAGGAAAUCUGAAAUGCUCUGUAGUUGAGAAAAAAUCUUCAGUUAGUGAAGGAAGCCACAAUAAUUGUGCACCAAUCCCAGACUUGCAGAAUUCAGGGCAAUGUAAGGCUGAAGAAAACUCUUUGCAGCCUGUUAGUGAAUGUGAUUGGAAUGCAAAUUAUACAGCAGUAGUGAAAGAAAAAGUGAGUACUGAGGAACACCAAGAAUGUGAGCGGCAAGUGGACAUUUUAACAUCAGAGUCUCGUAGUGUGAGCAAAGACAGCAGUGAUAGUGAACAAUCCAAAGUGUUAGUGGACUCCUCAGGUGGAACUUUAAAGUCACAAAAGAUAUCAAGCAGUUGCGAGUCCAUUGAAGAUUGGAGGGAAGAGGAUACAGUACUUGAACCUGAGAGUGCAUUAGAUGUGGUGAACAUUCCCCUCCCUGAUGGCUGGAUAGAAAGCUAUGAUGAGCAGCUGGAUCUCCCUUGUUACAUCCAUGAGAAGUCAGGCGAGAAGUGGUUUUCCUCAAAUGAUGCGGAAGGUAGAGUGUACUUCUACCAAGAGAACAGCAGUGAAUCAUCGUGGAGAUUGCCAGAAGUACCGUCUACAAUGUUGGAAGUUGUACCACCAGCCACGCCAAGCUCUAAGGAAACUGCAAAGGAAAAAGAGAAACCAACUGUAAUAAUAUCUUCCGAUGAUUCUCAGAUACGACACCAAAUUGAGGAUGAAAUCAGGCCUACAUUUCGAAUGACCAAGGCACGUUCCAUGCUUCUCACAGACACAAAGAGUAGGGAGACUACAACCAAAUCAUCAUCUGUCCCGAGAAAUUAUCUACCCAUUUGGGAUGGAGUAGUUCAUACUUUGAAGGAAGGAACAUUGAACAAAACAAAAAUGUGGGAAAUUGGAGGGAAGAAAGUCCGAAAGAACUGGUCCCCCUCUUAUGUUGUCCUCAGUAAAUUUCAUCUUCUCUUCUUCAAGGACAUUAAGGCGUACAAUGCUGUUAAGCUUGCUGUUUCUCCAGGAAAUGCUUCCAGUUCGCCUGACUUGUGCAUAGAUUUAAAAGGGGCUCUUGUGGAAGAAGCUGAAAAAUUGUCAAGUCGUAAAUAUGUGUUUGCUAUUACCACUGUGCAAGGACUGAAAGUUUUGCUGCAAUGUGAUGACAAAUCACUGUAUACAGACUGGUACCAUGCUGUUAGAAAUGCUAUUAGAAGUAUAACAAAGGAGUCAGGACUCAGAAAUUCCUCUUCUACAAAAGAUGUGGGAAGUUUUCUGAAUCAAGCCAUUUCUCCCAAUCAAAACAGAAAAGUUCCAAGGAUUGACAGAUCACGCUCUGUGAAAAAUAAAAAUAAAGAGGGCAGCUUGGAGGAUUUAGCGUCGAGUCCAGAGGACCAACAAAUUGGCAUACAUACUCGCCUGAAGAACUUUUUUCUGCGAAGGCCACUAAAAGAAGCCUUAGAACAGAGAGGAAUUUUAAAAAAUGAAGCAGUAUUUGGCUGUCACCUACCAGAUGUUUGUAAUGAAGAACCGUUCAUUCCUUUGUUUGUUCGAAAAUGUGUGGAAGUCAUAGAAAGCAAGGAUGAGAACAUGAAAACUGUAGGUUUAUACCGCGCUUCAGGAAAUCUAUCCCAGGUUCAGAAGAUACGGCUUCAGGUCAAUCAAGAUAACUACAAAGCUUUGGAGGAAGAGGAAGAUGUGCAUGUUCUCACAGGAGCACUGAAACUCUUUUUUCGAGAACUGAAGGAACCGCUUAUACCUUGCAAAAUGUUCAGCAAGGCACUAGAUGCCAGUUCGAAGUCUCAGGAAGAGGAAAAACUCAGAGACUUUCAAGAGAUAGUGAAAUCUCUUCCAAAACCUAAUAGAUGUACUUUGAAAUUUCUCCUGCAACAUCUACUGAGAGUGACUGAAUAUAAGGCUGAUAAUCAGAUGUCUAUUCACACCUUAGCUAUAGUGUUUGGACCAUCAUUAAUGUGGCCAGAAGAAGAAUCUCAGAACAUUGCAUUUGACUUUAUGAUGCAAAAUGUUGUGAUUGAAUUCCUGUUGAAAGCAUUCCACAACAUAUUUGGUGAUAGUUGUAAUGUAAGUGCCUGAAUGUUGUUAAAUGUAUUUAUAAAGUUGGAAAAAAUACCCUACACAUCUAUUUUGAGAUUAUUAUCCACUUGCAUUGACUGUAAAAUCCCUGUAAUAUAAUUUUGUGCCUUAUCAUUGUGAUACCAUUUUACCUUGUUGAAUCUGUGGGUAGAAAAAUGUAAAUAAAUACAGAACCAAGUGUAUAAGAUUCAAAGACUUAAACAGAUGCAGAGCAAUUUUGGAAAUAGUAUUAUAUCUUCAGUAUUAGAUGUUAUUGUAUAUACCUUGUGAAUAUUGUGUAAAUUUAUGAUUGUUAAUGAAAACAAUAUGAAAUUGUUA